AUGGAAAUGAACGAGUUUCGUGUAGUAAUCAAUCAUCUACAUAUGCAAGGUUUAACGCCAAAAGAAAUCAAAGCCGAGUUGGAUAACGUUCAUAGCACAUCUGCUCCAGCAUUUGCGACUGUAUACAAUUGGGUGAAUGAAUUUAAACAUGGUCGUAUAUCCACAUGUGAUGCAUCUCGUUCGGGACGUCCAAUUGAGGUUGCUACGCUUGAAAUUAUCGAUAAAGUCCACGAUAUUGUUUUGACUGAUCGACGAGUGAAAGUGCGCGAGCUUGUUGAGGCCACAAGCAUAUCACAUGGCACAGUGAUUUUAACUUUGUACAAACAAUUGGGUAUGAAAAAGCUAUCGGCAAGAUGGAUGCCGCGUUUGUUCACCGUGGACCAUAAACUCCACCGUGUAACGAUUUCAAAACAAUGUUUGGAGAUGUUUCAACGUAAUCCAGAUGAAUUUCUGCGUCCAUUCAUUACUGUGGACGAAACAUGGAUACAUUACUUCACACCCGAGACGAAGGAACAGUCAAAACAAUGGAUUUCACCUGGUGAACCCAGCUUCGAAGAAGAUGAAAACCGUGAAGUCGGCCGGAAAUGUGGCCACACUGUUUUGGGAUGCACACGACAUCCCUAUACGCACAUCGAUGAUUCAUAUAGAUUACCUUCCGUCGAAGCACACGAUCAAUGGCAGUUACGACUUACAGCCUUAUUGGACCGUGUCAACAACAUUUUAAAGAAAAACCGUCUCCAUUUUGGCAAAGAAGAAAGUGCUCUUUCGUCAAGACAAUGCACGGGUUCACACGUGUUCGGCACCGAUGGACAAAUUAAACGAAUUCCGCUACGAAUUGCCUUCCCGUCCAGCAUAUUCGCCAGAUUUAGUUCCCUGCGACUAUUUCCUGUUUCCAAACUUGAAGAAAUUCGAAGGAAAGAGCACCAGAGAGCAACUCAUCGCUUAAACAGAGACUUAUUUUGA
Molecule: messenger RNA, 963 nt
Organism: Cyphomyrmex costatus
Lineage: Eukaryota; Metazoa; Arthropoda; Insecta; Hymenoptera; Formicidae
Exons: 2
Coding region: 1-963 (320 amino acids)
Molecular function (GO): nucleic acid binding
Source: RefSeq, a predicted model, not a curated record